Molecule: messenger RNA, 1314 nt
Organism: Acyrthosiphon pisum (pea aphid)
Lineage: Eukaryota; Metazoa; Arthropoda; Insecta; Hemiptera; Aphididae
Product: AMME syndrome candidate gene 1 protein
Exons: 4
Coding region: 393-1106 (237 amino acids)
Source: RefSeq, a predicted model, not a curated record
CCCUAAUCGUGGUUUACCGUUAAUGUAAUCAUGUUAUGAAAACAACUGAUCAGAGACGGAAUAUUAUGAUUUUUGAUUAGGUACUCGAUUGUGUCCCAGUCAGUCAGCUGUUGACUGUUGACUGUUGUUUCCUUUGUGAUAAAAUAAUACAAAAUCUCGUUUUCCAGACUCCAGUUACUAGUUAGUAAAUAUUAAAUAUUAGGUAACAAAACUGAAAACAUUUAGUUUUUUUCUCUUUAAAUUUCUAUUAUUUCCAACGUUAGGUUGUUGUUUUCAUAAUUAUAACGAUUAGUACCUAUUUAACUACGAUUCUACCGUUAUAGUAAUCGUUUAGUGCGGUAGUUGUAUAAAUACGGUUUUUUUUUUAUACGAUUUCUAUUCACACUUCGAAAAUGUCGUCCAGUUCUUGUGGAACGAACACCAAGAAACAGAAACUGCACCACCAUCAUCAGGCGUCGUUGGACGUCAACGGUGGUAGCGGCAGUGCGUCAACGGCUCUACUUGAUGGUGCAGUUCAAAAAAUCACCACCCCAGCAAUGGGGUAUUUCUGUUUUGAUAUACUUUACUCCUAUCUUAACAGCCUGGAGCCGCCAAAGAAACCAGAUUUCACAAAUGACCCAUUUCCACUGUUUGUAACAUGGGAGACCGGAGUAGACAAGAAACUCAGGGGAUGCAUCGGCACAUUCAAUUCGAUUGCUUUACACAGUGGCUUACGCGAAUACGCCAUAACAAGUGCACUGAGGGAUUCACGGUUCAAACCAAUCUCAAACGACGAAUUGAACCGAUUACAUGUAACAAUAUCGAUAUUGUUACACUUCGAGGAAGGCAAAGAUUACAACGAUUGGGAAAUCGGCGUUCACGGUAUACGCAUUGAAUUUCAAAAUGAACGCGGAAUGAGGCGAACUGCUACUUAUUUACCAGAAGUGGCAGAAGAACAAGGCUGGGACAAAAUACAAACAAUUGAUUCACUCCUGCGCAAAGGAGGUUAUCGAGGUCAUGUGACACCUGAGACUCGUCGUUCUUUAAAAUUGACUAGAUACCAAAGCGAAACUGUAUCAGUCAGUUUCCAAGAUUAUAUGAACCAUAUGCAAACUGUACGUUGCUAGCAGCAUCUUUGGGGCCAAGAAGACGCAGUGGCCCCUCAAAUACCAACACUGCCUAAUUUUAAACAUCCAAACAUACAUAUUUUAACAUAUUCACAUCCUUUAUUACAAUCAAUGUAUUUCAACCAAACAUUACCAAUUCAUUAUAACUAUCCAACAUAACAUAAAAUCUGACGGCCAAUAAAAAAAUAAUAAUUUUUUAUGAAAAUAA